UAUCUCUCACUUCCUCCCUCUCUCUCUCUGAUCUCCGUCUUUCUCUCUCUCUUUCUUUCUCUACCGAGACGACACUGAAACUCCUUAAGCUGCUGACUGCGAGGAGCACAUUGAUGCCACCGUCAUUACUAAACACACAUAUAUAUAUUUUUAUAUCUACACACACAGCCCUAGGUGCAUCCAGCUAGAAUCUCUAUUUAUCCACACAUCCAUCCAUCCAUCUGUCUAUCCGUUUCUCUCUCUCCUAACUCUGACAUUAGCCGCCUCUCUUACAACAAUGAGGAAGAACGGGAACGAGCCAUAUCUGAGCAGCCAUCGGCAACGGCAGCACAAAAGUUGAACGGAUGUCUUAAGAACUUCUUUAAUCAACGUGGAAAUAAAAUACACACACAAAAAUUCUCUUUCCCCCCAGAAGCAGCAGAAAUCGGGCCGAAAAAGCACCAAUCCCCUGCCCCCGUCAGCCACCAAAAAUCCACAACAGUCCCAUAUCCGCCAAGUGCCCUCUCUCUAUGUCUUGGCUGUCUUCGAGUCUCCUCUGUCCUGUCUCCAGACACUAAUUGAGCAUCUGUUUUUCUGUGGAUCUUCUUCUCCUCCACAACUUCGUUGCUUGUCUCUAGCAACAGAGAUCGACAUCAAGGAAAGCUGUUUUUGCUGUUUCAUAAACACAGAUCGACCGGUGGAUUCAUUCUUUCUUUUUAAAACAUUUUUUUUUUAAACACCAGAGUCAACAGAAGACAUUGUCUGGUGAUCACAGCUCUACCUAUGGACUCUGUAGACUCUCUGGAAUCGAUGUCUCACUGUCCUCACCCACUUCAUGGAAGAUAAAGCAUUUGGAUUCCACAGUGGACCUGCCAGAAAUUCUAUCUUCAACUCUUCUUCAUCGUCACCUCGUGAUGACAACUUGAAGAAACACUAACCAUCUUUUGCUUUCAUCAUCAUUGUUGUUGGUGUUGUUAUUCCUGUCACAUCCUGUUGACAGUUCUUCGGUUUCCCUGUGCAACGAUAGAUCCUGUUGCCAUGAAGGAAAAAUAGACAAUCGAGAAAAUAGCAUCAAAAACAACACUUUGGUGCUGCUACCGUUUGUAUAAACAUAUUUACUGCAAGGACUAUCUUCCUACCUUUGUCGCUCUGUAUGUAGGCAUGUGUUGAAGCAGAUUUAUUUUAUCCAAGCAGAGCAAAUAGAUGGCAGUGGCCUGGCCCUUAAAUGAGUGCACAGAGAAGAAGGAAAUAAGAAAAGAACCCUAAUUAAGACAACAACAACAACAACAACAACAAUAAUUAUUACAUAUCAAAUGCCAGACAACAAUACAUCUACAACAAUACCAGUCUUUAGUUAUAUUUAUAUAUAUUUAUGAGUAGUUUGAUCUAAAAUGCCACACAAUUCGGAAGAAGCAGUGAUGUACACAGCACAUCAGAAUGGUCACCCUGAAGAGGAGGCACCAGUGCUAUUACAGCCACCCAAGCAGAUCAUCGAGAUGGGCGACAGCAGCGCCAACAAGAAGCCCUACCGAUGCGAAGUGUGUCGCAAAGGUUUCACAUUGCGAGCGUACCUGACCCGGCACCAGCAGGCCCCCGAGGCCGAGAAGCACUUCUACUGCCAGGAGUGCGGUAAAGCGUUCGCACAGCGCGACAAGCUGAAGAACCACGAGCGUACGCACACCGGCGAGAGGCCGUACGGUUGUUCGUUCUGCGAGAAAUCGUUCUCUCAGAGGGACCGUUUGAAGAAUCAUGAGAGGGUACACCACAACGACACCUUUGAGUCUGGCGAAGGGGAAGAAGACGAUGAUGACACUGACAAGAACUACAGGGUGGGUGGAAGUAACAGCACUGGCAAACGGCGCACCUCUCGCUCUCGGCGCUCUGCAUUUAUGGUGCGAGAGAAACUGUAUUUGUGUGGAGUUUGUCAGAAGACCUUUUCACGUAAGGAUCAUCUGAAUAAACACCAGCGGACCCAUACAGGGGAGAGGCCCUUCCAGUGUGGCGUUUGUAGCAAAGCAUUCUCCAGGAAGGACCACUUAAAGAAGCACCAGCGCACACACAGCGGGGAGAAACCGUUUCAGUGCACAACGUGCUCGAAGGCGUACUCACGUAAGGACCAUCUUACCAAGCACGAGCGUACUCACAUUGCGGGUGCCCCAGCUGGGGCUGCCGUCGCGUGCGUGGGCGUGGCUGACAACAGCAGCUGUGGGGUUGAUAACCACGGAUGCAACACAGAUAAUCACAACUGCGGAACCGAUAACCACAGCUGCAAUGCAGAUAAUCACGGCUGCAACGCCGAGAGCCAUAACUGCAACAACAACAACAACGGUGCACCGAAUGCCGGGUGCAACCACCACAACCAAACCAAGCUGCCCCACCACCAUCACCACCACCAUCAUCACCACCACCACCAUCCUCAUCAUCCGCACCCACAUCCACAUCACCAUCACCACCACCAUCAUCACCACCAUCCCCACCUUCAUCAGCACCCGCAUCCACACCAUCAUCAUCACCACCACCACCAUGUCCGCAGAGACAGCAACCCGGAGUGUCUGCCCGAGGUGAAGGUUGAGUACAGCAGCCAGGGGGAGGAGGAGGAGUCGGCAGAUGUGAAGAUGUCCCCGGAGGAGCUGCAGCGUGUCGCCGGCGUAAAGAUGCAUGCUGGUGAUGCACCGACGUCACCCUCGUCGACGUCGUCUUCAUCGCAGUCUCCACACCGAUCACGGGAACAACAGCAGCAGCAACAACAACAACAGCAGCAGCAGCACAAGUUGUUGAAACAGGAGGAACAGCAGAUGAUGCAAGAGCAGCAGCAGCAACAGCAUCAGCAGCACCAUCAACAACAACAGCAGCAACAGAUGAUGCAACAGCAACACAUGCUGCAGCAGCAGCAACACGAGCUGCAGCAAGACCAACAGCAGCAGCAGAUUAUGCACCCCCAGGACCAACAGCAACAAAUUAUGCACGCACAAGAACAACAGCAACAGAUUAUGCACCCACAGGACCAGCAGCAGCAACAACAACAGCAACAGCAGAUGAUGCACUCACAAGACCAGCAGCAACAGAUUAUGCAUCAAGAGCAACCGCAGCAGCCGCAGCAGAUGAUGCAGCAACAGGAACCCCAGGCUUCGCCCAUAAUGUCGAGCUCACCGCUGCAGCAGCCAAGCCCACAGCAACACCACCACCAUCACCAUCAACAGCAGCAACAGCAUCAACAAGUGCCACCAAAUGUGCACCAGGUGAUUUCCCAGCCGGUGGUGACUGCACUGAGGCAGCCCCUAAUGGCACAAACGAUCCCCUCGACAUUUGUCAGCCCAGCUUCCAUGCCGACGGAUUACUCGCAUCAAAUGGUGCUGCAGCAGCCGACUGUGAUGGCCAACGCCAACCACUUCACCUGGCCGGCUGGCUUUCAAAUCGCCGGCUGGACCGCGGGUUGGGCCAACGCGCAGGGCUACGCAGUCGACCAACCAAAGAUGGAAACACAAGAAGCUACACACAACAUACAAUCCAUGAUGCAGUAAGAUGCAUCAUUGUUACAACCUCUCUUACAGACUGCUGCGGCACCCAAUAGCCGCAGUGCACACAACAUGCAACCCAAACCUGCACCUCUGUUAGUUGCAUUCUGAUGAAACCCCACACACUUUAUACCGUUGCAGCAGUUGUCACAUGGUGCAACGAACUGAACACUAUGUUGCAUACUGUUGCGAUACACUGCACACCAUAUACUACAUCCUAAACUGUGCUGCAGUAGUGACAUAGUGCAACAUAUCACACAUGCUAUACUGUUGCGGUGGCUAACUGUGGGACACCACACUUACGAAACAUUAUAUAUGUACAUAUAUAUACUACCACAGUAGCUACAUCGUGAACUACUUGACAAGUGUACAUUGGCAGAGUAGCAACACUACAACACAUACUACUACAGCAACUACACUAUACACCAUACUGCUACAGUGGCCACGGUGUGCUACAACGCACCACUACAGUAACCAACACUGCUACAAUAACAACACACACUACUGCAGUAACCAUACUAUAGCCCACACUCCCAGCCAUAAUCACACAACAUUAUGAUGCACGCCACUACCAAAACCACAACACAUGGCUACACUGACCACACCACACUCUACUGCUACGGUAAUCCCAUGGUUCAAGAGAGAAACUAUUGUUGCAGCAAACAGUUUUAUGUUGGACACUAUUAUUGCCAGUACAGUCCCGUACCGUACAGUACUACUAUAUUCUACAGACUGUACUCCACAACUCUACUAUAACUUCACUCUACAGCACUACUACUUCUAUACUGUACAGUACUAUAACCCCUGUACCAUACCGACUACUACUACUACACUAGUCUAUUUACUCUACUGACUAAUUUGAACUGAUGUUUGUAUCUCUGGCCAGGCUGUGUCGAUGACAAUGUUUGUCCAGGGUUCUGAAUGUCGACGUUAAAAUCAUUGAACAAUUAAACAUAGCAAUUAAUUUGUCAUCUAAUUAAAACGAUGUGGAUAAGCUGAUUAACGACGUCCUCCCUUUCCCGGUCCCUACCUGAUGUCUAAUGAAAACCACAGUCAGGGAGAACUGACUUUGAAUGACUGGAAGGGAAAGAAGUCCCUGUCCUGCUAGACUUUACGCAAGAUUCAUGUGGCAUGUCAACCCUUUUAAGGGUCCGACUACAGUGAAAUGAGGGGAAAUAAAAGCUUGGAAUAUCUAACGGGGACAGAAGUUACUGUCAGGGUCUUAGGGAUUUGUGUGAUGUGUUAACCCUUCUCAAGGACCAGUACACACUGAUGACCUGUUUCUUGGGAUUCUCUGACCUUAUAGUUUUAAUCUGAUCCUUGAAACUAACUUCUUGUAAGUCCCUUAUAACUUCCUCUGGGUCUCCUAUGUCUUGCUGAGGGUAUGGAUUAAGACCAGGGUAGAUUUCCCUGUAAGCUGUGAUUUCCCAACGAUAAUGAUGUUUAAUACCAUUGUCUGCGUGUGACCCCUUCAACUCGAGCAAACUUAUGCCCAUCAGUGGCACUGAGUGAUCAUUUGACUUGCUGGAAACAGCAGUCAAAUGUCAUUCAUGACACUCUUCUGUCUUUAAAAAGGAAAGGGACAUGGGACGGUCAUGGCCUCAAUGAAUAGUGUGGAACCAUAACGGUUAUUAGUUCUACAGGCAAUGAGCUUCCGUGUUGGUUCCAUCUACCAAAUUCCCCAAACAUUAGAUUGAUUAUAGGUCUACUGGACCAUGGCUAACCUUGCAUUAAACAACGACCUCUCAGGCAUACAGUUGUCUUAUUUCUCCACCCUGUUCCUGUUUUGCACCCUCACUGACUCCUCUUAUUCGUGUCCAAAUGUAAAAGUGAGGUGGCUAAGUGGUUAGGGUAAUAAGUUGCCAAUACAGGGAGGUAUUGAGUUUAGUCUGUUGUAUUUCUGGACAGAACACAUUACCACAGUUUGUCUAGCUGUCAGGAGCUGAGGUAAUAUAGAUUAAAUGCUUCGAGCAGAAACGCCACUGGGGAGAUGAGAGAUAAAUCCCUUCCUGGAUAAGACGCCAGCCUCUCACAGGUAAUAUUCCCAGGAGAUCUGGUGUUAAUCUCCAUUGCCUCAGUUAUGUCUGGUAAGUGGCUAAAUAAAUAUCAAUCACUUCUCUCCUGAAAAGCAAGAGAUAAACAUUGACCCUUAAUGACCCUUCAAGAUUUGAGAAUUAUCUACAUUUCCCAUGUUGAUGCUGGAAUCUUGGUUGUUGCUAUGGCUACCUCAAAAGACAGAAAUCCUGUUGUAAAAUGGUUUCAUUUUGUGUUGAUUUGGGGUUUAAAACUUCUGGAGAGCUCUUGGCCCUGAGGACAGUCUCCCUCAAGGAAAAAUCUUCUUGAGAGCAAAUUUCCAUUCCAUUCAGAAUUGGGUUGCAUGCUGGAAACACUUCUCCAUUG
Messenger RNA from Octopus sinensis (East Asian common octopus), 5894 nucleotides. RefSeq names its product zinc finger protein 252-like. NCBI's taxonomy places the organism in Eukaryota, Metazoa, Mollusca, Cephalopoda, Octopoda, Octopodidae. The transcript has 3 exons. Bases 1371 to 3500 code for a protein of 709 amino acids. The record is from RefSeq and is a predicted model, not a curated record.